Molecule: messenger RNA, 1557 nt
Organism: Iphiclides podalirius (scarce swallowtail)
Lineage: Eukaryota; Metazoa; Arthropoda; Insecta; Lepidoptera; Papilionidae
Source: the annotation of a GenBank genome assembly
AUGAACGACGGAGAUUGGAUUUGUAGCGAUCCAAAUUGUGGAAAUAUCAAUUUCGCACGUCGAGUCUCAUGUUAUCGAUGCAACAAAGAAAGACCUGAUGGAGGCAAAACUUCUAAAAAGAAGCUUGGUACAGAGAUCGGUAAAUCUGCAGCUGAGAAAUCUCGUGGUUUGUUUAACGCCGAUGAUUGGCAAUGUAAUAAAUGCGCGAAUGUCAACUGGGCCCGGCGACAAACGUGCAAUGUUUGUAACGCUCCAAAAUUCGGCGAAGUAGAAGCUCGUACCGGUUACGGCGGAGGUUACAAUGAACGCGGUGUUGUGGAGUACCGGCGUCGUGAGCCAUCUUCUGACGACGAAUAUGACGAGUUUGGAAGAAAGAAACGCAAGCGCAAGUCAGAUACGCAAGACAAAGUUGGCAUCACUGAAGGACCAGUUAACAAAAAGUUGCCACCCACUGUGCUGCAGAAGGAAAUAAAGAUGGAUAAUGUAAUGCAAGUGCCAGCUUCAAAUAUGUCCUUACAUCAAAGUAGAGGAAGAGAUAAAGUUAAUGGCAGCUUGAGUGAUAGUUCUGUUUGUGAUCUCCCUCCACUUACUAAGAGUCCACUGUCAAACAAUUCUAAUAAGCAGCAAAUGCUCAAUGACAGUAGUGGUGCACUCACAAAACCUACUCCAGAUCCUCAUGUGUUGUUUGUUAUGCCAAGUAAUGUAGCCAAGAAGUUAAACAUUAAUUUAAAAUUACCUGAAGAAAGUAAAAAUCAGGAGCAAACACCUCAUGUUAAUGAAAAUGCCCCAGUCAUUGGUAACUUUAAGAGUUUUGCCCUACCUAAACCCAUAUUAUUAAAUAGACUUAAACUAGCUGUAAAACCUUCUGAGAAAUAUUUAAAAAAAUCUGGUGAGGGCAAGAAAAGAAAGAGAAAAAAACAGGGUAAAGCUGGUGCAUCACAUGAUGAAGAGGGUGCAGAAGACGAGGACGAAGAGGAAUCUGGUGAUGAGGCAGACCUUUCUAAGUAUGAUCUGUGGGGCAGUGAUGGGGAACAGGGAAACUCUUCAAAUUUGGUUCCAGAAGAUUCGGAGAAGUCCAAAGAGAACGCAAAUUCAAAAGAAGCGGAGAGUUCAGAACAGACAGUGAAAAAUGGAAAAUCUAGUACACCUGACACAAAGACCAGCAGUAGUAGUAGUAAGAGACGAUCUUGCAGUUCCUCAUCAUCAUCAAGCUCCACUUCAAGUUCCAGUUCUAGUCACAGUUCGACACAGGCGCCUAAAAAUAAAUUCGACGACUUCAACUUGAACAGUGAGCGCGAGGUGUCGCCCAAGCGGCGCAAGUCGAGGUCCCGGUCGCGCUCACCGCGGCCCCGGUCCGCCGCAUCCGGCGCGAGGCGCAAGUCGAGGGACAGCAGAUCUGCAGGCGAGUCGAGGGGCCACGAAUCGUCCCGUGACAAAGAAUGGACCAGGGAUCGAGACCGCAGGGACAGAUCGCGAGGCAGUCGUGACGACAGAAAGGAACGUCGCUACAGUCGCGACGGGCCGAGCAACCACUACGGUGCACGAGGAAGACACCGC